Messenger RNA from Melospiza melodia melodia, 1148 nucleotides. RefSeq names its product RNA helicase Mov10l1-like. The record is from RefSeq and is a predicted model, not a curated record. NCBI's taxonomy places the organism in Eukaryota, Metazoa, Chordata, Aves, Passeriformes, Passerellidae. The coding region runs from base 45 to 1148 and encodes 367 amino acids. The transcript is spliced from 7 exons.
UGAAGCCGUCCUGGGGCUCUGGCUCCUCACUGAGGCGCUCCGGGAUGCUCUCUCUCCUUUCUAAGGCGGUCUCCUACUUCUGGAGACGCGCAGGUGGUGAAGAUGAGAGAGGGGCGACCUCUGAUGAAAAAGCAUUGAAAACAGUACAAGGAGUAGUGACAAGACUUUGCCAUGAUUAUGGGAUGAUAGAUGACACAAUAGUCUUCACAAAGGAUGUUGUUACAAAAAACAUGUUGCUGGCUGUUGGACAAGAAGUUAUUGCCACUGUGGAAGAGGAUAAAACAUCAGGUGGCCUGAAGGCUGUCAGGGUAGACACCAUCCAGAGUACCCAAGAAGAGUCCAGUCCUACUUGUGAUGCCUCUGAACUAAAUCAGAAAACAUUAAUUGGCAAUAUUACCUCUCUCUCUGUGGAUGGUGGCUAUAUUAAUCAGAAUACAUACUUUGCAAUGCAAAACGUCUGGGAAGAUUUCAAACCUUGUGAAGGGGACUGGGUGCAAGCUAAAUAUUAUAUUAACUCGACAACAUGGAAGACUGAGGCAGUUGCUGUAAGGCCUUUGAGGUAUAAACAAGUAAACAAGGUUCGCAUUUCCAGCAUCUGUGGCAGAGCUGGGACAAUAGAUGACAGCAUAUUUUUCACUUUGGAUUCACUGAGACUUCCUAAUGGCUACCUACCUCGGAGACAUGAUCUAGUGAACACGAUUGUGGUGGAGAGCAGCCAGUCCUGUUACAUUUGGAGAGCUCUCUGCUUGGUGCCAGUCAGCCAGGAUGGACAGUCUCACUCUAAUGAAGGUAAUGUGGAUGAACCUUAUGAAGACAUAAUGAGAGACAAAGGAGAGUUGAAAGUAUCAAGAAUGACUGACUUUGGAACUCUGAAGCAGGGGGAAUCUAAAAGAAUGAUGGUCUGGAUAGAGAAUAAAGGGAGCAUACCACAGUCCUUAAUCAGCUGCAGAUUAGCUGGAUGGGUGAAAGACAAGCAAUUCAGUAUUGAGAUUCCUCAAAACUGUGAAAACAGUCCAUCUUUUCCAAUAAAUCAAGAAAACCUCUCAAAAGCUGCAAUUAAUUCAUUUAACAACAGUGAAGGAGCAUGUGAGUCAUUGAACCAUACAUCCAUUAUGAAGAAUGGAGUCAUUCCAGGUACAGUGAAAUGA